Linepithema humile (Argentine ant) is the source of this 2833-nucleotide messenger RNA. RefSeq names its product ADP-ribosylation factor 1 (gene Arf79F). Lineage: Eukaryota; Metazoa; Arthropoda; Insecta; Hymenoptera; Formicidae. Gene Ontology annotation, biological process: vesicle-mediated transport; intracellular protein transport. Gene Ontology annotation, cellular component: cytoplasm; plasma membrane. The record is from RefSeq and is a predicted model, not a curated record. Gene Ontology annotation, molecular function: GTP binding; GTPase activity.
AUCUUGUCUUACUUAGCAUUUAGAAACGUAUGACUUGAGAAAUAAAAUAUAAUCAGAAGAAAUAAAGAAUAAUCAGUGCUUAAUUAUUUCUUGAAUGACAUGGCAAACAAUGAAGAAUUGAAUAAAGUUUUGCUUAAUAUAUCACGAAUAAAAUGCCCACCUUUACAAGAUUAUCAACUACUUCAAUUACAUAUACAUAAAGCACGCCAAGAUGUCGUGAAUCUUAAAAAAAGAUUGUGUCAUGCUAGAAAAGACUUGGAAGAAGAGAAACGUAAACGACGAAUAAUGGAAAAUCAUAAAAACUCAUUGGAAUAUCAAAUUCACAUAGUUAGAGAAGUGUUGUUCCAUGAUAAAAGAAUAAACUUAUGUGACGAAAUAAAGGAAAAAUUAAAAUUUCUUAACAGAUCAACAGCUGAAGUCAGACGUAAUAAUUUAUAUGUCCAAAGCAAAAAGAAUGAUAAGCAUUUGUCUACAAUAGCAGAAACAGAUUCUACAGGUUCAAUCCUAAGUGACUUAAAUUGUUUAUCAAAAUCAGAAGAUGAUUUGGAAACUGAGGCUAUUAUGAGAGCUCAUAAGUAUAAAGAAUGGAAAAAGUAUGAACCUAUUAACGAAUAUUCUGCAACAAAUAAACAGUGCAGUACAUUAGAUAAAGUUGCAGAAUUUAACUUGUCAAAUAGAGUAACAUCUACAAUAGCUAAAUCAAACAUUGACAAAUGUUCAAUACUUUGUGAAAAUAAGUUUACACUCAAUAAAGAAAAUAGUAAUUCUAAUCUGAUAAAUACAGAAGUAGCUAAAAAUCAUAACUUUAUAUCAAAAAUAGUUAUUAGACCGAGUCUAUGUGUUGUGUGUGAUAAAAGAAUAAAAUUUGGAAAAACAGGAUUAAGAUGUAAACUCUGUAAAAUGUCUCUGCAUAUAGAAUGUAAGAUUCAAACUAUUCCACUUUGUGUUCCUGAAAGUGAAUAUUACGGAAUGAAUCUACAUACGGUGACACAACUAGUACCAACCAUGGGGAAUAUGUUUGCAACGUUAUUCAAAGGCCUGUUUGGCAAAAAAGAAAUGAGGAUUUUGAUGGUGGGUCUCGAUGCAGCGGGUAAAACCACAAUUCUGUACAAAUUAAAAUUAGGGGAAAUUGUUACUACAAUUCCUACUAUAGGUUUCAAUGUAGAAACGGUUGAGUAUAAGAAUAUAAGUUUCACUGUAUGGGAUGUGGGUGGCCAAGACAAAAUAAGACCUUUAUGGCGGCAUUAUUUUCAGAAUACACAAGGGUUGAUAUUCGUCGUUGAUAGUAAUGAUAGGGAACGUAUCGGUGAAGCACGUGAAGAAUUGAUGAGAAUGCUAGCAGAAGAUGAACUCAGAGAUGCAGUACUUCUCAUAUUUGCUAACAAACAAGAUCUGCCAAAUGCAAUGAACGCAGCAGAGAUUACCGACAAGUUGGGAUUACAUUCUCUACGUAAUCGCAAUUGGUACAUCCAAGCAACGUGUGCCACAAGUGGUGACGGACUUUACGAGGGCCUCGAUUGGCUUUCCAAUCAGCUGAAAAAUGCCAACCGCUAAUUGGAAAAUUAUUCUGUCAACAUUCAGUUGCUAUAUUAACAUCAUACAAAAACAGCUGCACACCUGUCCCCCCCUAUGAAAUGAAUAACAUUAUAAAAAAUAAUGCAAACUGCAAGGUCUUUUUGAGAUCUUGAAGGCAAGAUAUAGGAUUAUUAUUGAGAAUUGUCUCCGUGUCAGCAAGUUUUUUGGGGGGGAAAGGAGUGGGGAAGCGGCCGCAGGCACACGAUCGAACGGCCACACCGGACUAUUGCCUUGCGCAACUUAUUAUUAUAAUUAUUAUUAUAUUAGCAUUAUAGUUACACUUUUUACACAGAGAUGCCACAAGAAUGUGGAAAACUUGGAAAUAAUUAUAUUAAAGUACCUAACUCUGAAACAUACGAUACACAUUGAUUAAUGAAUAAUUUAAACGAUACCUUCUCGGUGAGGAAAUUUAAGAACACGGGAAAAAAAAAAGAGUAAGUACCCACAGUGUUGUCAGUUUUGAAUGCGUUGGACAUACUGAUUAUCAUAAUGUAGCUGCAUAUUGUACAUUACAUUAUAUAAAUACGAUAAAAUGUGAUCAAUAGACGAGAGAAUGUUGCUCUGUCCACUACAUUUACAAAAAAAAAAAAAAAAGAAAUCGCUCUUCAGCCCAGCGCGGUUGACACGAAAAACGCAGAAAGUGAUUGCAGCAGCCGGUGCAAUGACUUACUACUAAUUCCUAGUUACAAAAGUUUCUUUUUAUUUUUUUAAGUUUCUCGGCGAUAGAAAACUUGGGAAAACAGAAGCUAUAUACGGAUGGUUAUCUCGCUAGUUGGUAGCGGCAGGUGUGCAUCCUUCCUCCUUUUCACCUGCCCGCCUUCAAAACUUAUAGUUAUCCAACCAUGUAUAUCUCACUAUAAAGGAGAUAUCAUUUAUUUAUUGCACCUCGAUAAGGUAAAUUAGAAUAUAUCCUCGACAUUCCGAAAUUGUGCAGUGAACGUGACGGAAAAUUCACAGAGACUCGAAAGAAAUUUAGAGAGACUUGAACAUUCGAAUCGUCAGCGAAAAGAGUCAGGCCUCGCAAUUAUUAAAUCAAGCACUUUCGAUCUCGUGGCGUAUUUACACGCCUACGAUUUCGACGCUAAUUCGCGGUCAUUCUUCGAUGUCCUAACGUUUUUUCUGUCUUUGAGAUACAUUGUUUUUACGAGAUGCUCCUUCCCCUAAUUUCAUUGGAUCGCCUUUUCGUCAUAUGCGAAAAUUCAUAUAAUUAUGUAUGAAUGUUUAAACAAUUUGUGAAAUAUAUUGUAAUUGUGCUUUA